AUGAGCAAGUGCUUUGUGACAGUGGCAAGGAAAAACGUCCUUUUAAGAGGCAGAAACCUCAAGCAGAACCCGGCUCUAGUCUUCUCUAAUCUAACAACUUGUUAUCUUCUUGCAGUCACAGAUGAGGAUACGGUCAAGAGGUACUAUGCCAAGUUUGAGGAGAAAUUCUUCCAGACAUGUGAGAAAGAACUGGCCAAGAUCAACACCUUCUACUCUGAAAAGCUCGCCGAGGCACAGCGGCGAUUCGCCACGCUGCAGAACGAGCUGCAGUCAUCUUUGGACGCCCAGAGGGAGAGCUGGGCUAACGGGCGGGGCCUGAGGAGGAGGAAGACGGUGUUCGCCCUGUCGCAGCAGGAGCGAUGCAAACACAGAAACAUAAAGGACCUGCAGCUGGCCUUCUCUGAGUUCUACCUCAGCCUCAUACUGCUGCAGAACUAUCAGAACCUGAACUUCACAGGUUUCAGGAAGAUCCUGAAGAAGCAUGAUAAGAUUUUGGAGACGUCAAGGGGGGCCGACUGGAGGGUGGCCCACGUCGAGGUGGCUCCAUUUUACACAUGCAAGAAGAUCACGCAGCUCAUCUCUGAGACCGAGGCGUUGGUCACAACAGAGCUGGAAGGUGGUGACAGACAGAGGGCCAUGAAGAGGCUGAGAGUACCUCCCCUGGGAGCUGCACAGCCUGCUCCUGCUUGGACCACCUUUAGAGUUGGGCUUUAUUGUGGAGUAUUCCUUGUCUUAAUAGUGACUGUGGUCAUUACAGGAGCUGUGGUGAUCGGUAGUACUGAUGUUUGGCCUAUGGUCAGGAUCUACAGAGGAGGCUUCCUGUUAAUAGAAUUCCUCUUCCUGUUAGGCAUCAACACCUACGGCUGGAGGCAAGCAGGAGUGAACCAUGUACUCAUAUUUGAACUCAACCCCAGAAACAACCUGUCCCACCAACAUCUGUUUGAGAUUGCAGGUCUGUUGGGGGUGCUGUGGUGUGUCAGCCUGCUGUCCUGUCUCUUCAGUGAUAGCAUCCUGGUGCCAAUGCAGGCUAACCCUCUGGCUCUCUACGGCCUCUUCUUCUUCUUCCUCAUCAACCCCUUCAAGACCUGCUACUACAAGUCACGCUUCUGGCUGCUCAAACUAUUGUUUAGAGUGGUGACAGCUCCGUUUCAUCGCGUUGGCUUUGCAGACUUCUGGCUGGCUGACCAGUUGAACUCUCUGGUGGUGGUUCUGAUGGAUCUGGAGUACAUGAUCUGUUUCUACAGUUUUGAACUGGACUGGAAAAAACACGAUGGACUCAUCAGCAGUUCAGGUAAAGAUGUGUGUAACACCUACUCCUACGGCGUCCGUGCAGUGAUCCAGUGUCUUCCAGCUUGGUUCCGAUUCAUCCAGUGUCUGCGACGUUACCGCGACACCAAACGGGCCUUCCCUCACCUGGUUAAUGCUGGGAAAUACUCCACUUCCUUUUUUGUUGUCACCUUCGCUGCCCUAUACAGCACACAUAAAGCCGAAAACCAUGUUGACACUCAGAUCUUUUUCUACUUGUAUAUCGGCUGUUUGGUGGUCAGCUCAUGUUACACACUGGUCUGGGAUCUGAAGAUGGACUGGGGCCUAUUUGACCGCAACGCAGGAGAGAAUACCUUUCUGAGAGAGGAGAUAGUCUACCCACAUAAGGCCUAUUACUACAGUGCCAUAGUGGAGGAUGUGCUGUUGCGAUUUUCAUGGACUCUGACCGUCUCCCUCAGCACAGUCUCAGGGUUGCACGGCAUCUCUGACAUACUGGCGACUAUACUGGCCCCAAUGGAGGUCUUUAGGCGUUUUGUGUGGAACUUCUUCCGGUUGGAGAACGAGCACCUGAAUAACUGUGGUGAGUUCAGGGCCGUGCGAGACAUCAGUGUGGCUCCGCUCAACGCUGAUGACCAGACCCUGCUGGAGCAGAUGAUGGACCAGGAGGACGGAGUCAGGAACCGACAGGGCAAGAAGAGCUGGAAGAGGAGCUACAGCAUGAGUCUACGCCGGCCACGACUGGCCUCACAGUCCAAGACCCGUGACACCAAGGUUUUGAUAGAGGACACCGAUGAUGACUCCUGACAUCAGGCCACGCCCCUCGCCUGGGUCCAGAAUUUAUUCAAAGGAGGAAACUCCACCUCCUAACUGAGGAAUUACCCAGCGAGUUGGGCGUUGAAAACUCAACCAAGGACUAGUUUUAAACUCUCUUGCCUACGUAAUCUUUUCUCCAAUGCAUGAGCCUCUGCUCGGGUUCAGAACUAAGGAGGAACUUUCACCUCUUGAACAAACAACCCAGCAGCACGGCCAGCAAACUCCUACUCCUACCUUCAAUAAUAAAUGGGGUGGGCUAAUCACUGAAACUCUACCUUACCUAAGCAUUGGGUGAAAAACCUCCCUGCCAUUGUCAGCCACCCACAGGUGGACUCUCUAACUACACCCACUCUUCAGCCAUUGCUUGGGCUCUCCUCAAAGCCUCAGCCUAGCAUGAACAACGCAGCUAAACGGAAACGCAAGCCGAUCACCCUGACAGGAAGUGUCCUGCUCCCUCUCGGUGCCACACAGCUCCUGAAAAAGGGAGAGGCCGACAACUUAAAGCCUACUGCUGAUGAGGACCAAAAGGUUUUCUCCCUGCCUUUAGCUAUUAGUCUCCACCUACACUCCCAGCAUCCAAGUAAUGCUUUGACAAAGGCCUUGAAUAAAUGAUGCACCAACAGAUCUCCAGUCAACCUGUAAUUUGGACCUCAGAAUGAACCUAAAGCCCCUUCUGUCUAAUAAGAAAAUGAGAAGGGUUGAAAUGUGUCCUCUUCCUUUUUGGCGACAUUUAAAGGCCUUGUGACCUUCUCUCUGACCCUUGCCGUUUUACACCGGCAUACAGACUAUGCUGAUGAACAUUUGGUAACGGCAAUCAGUCAUCGGCUUAACUCCCCCGCUCUUCAGCUUGCCCCUUCAAAUCAUCACAGAGCUGCCUACCUGCACCUUACACGCUUUAGAAACACACACACACAGACACGCACUUUGUAGGAAGAGUGAACUGGGGUGGAAUGCCCAUUUUGUGUGCUCGCACACACACAAACAAUUAUUUGAUAUGUUUUAUUGUUAAUUGAUGCGGAACCAUUCUUUUUUUUUUUUUUUUUUUGGAAACCCUGGGAAGAAAACAAACAUACAUAGACAAGCAAUUAUUUGUAACCGUGGUUGUAAAUAUGAGAUGGACCAAAGCAGGAGGUGGUGUGAAAAUAUUCUGAAAAUAUCAAAUACUCCUUACAAAAAAAACAAAAAAACGUGCUGAGUUCAGACUGUAUGGAACAGCAGCUGGAAUGACUGUUCAGCAAUGGAGCUGAGAAGGAAAUUUUACUUUGUUUCCGGGAAAAGAUGAAGACCAUCUUAAUCAUCCUGUGGGAUCUCCCAGUCAUCCCAUGUGGAAAUCUCCUCCAUCUGGAAAUUAUUUUGCUGAAUGUAUGUCAGCUUAUUUAUGUAUCUAUGAGUGGGAGACAUGUCUAAAUACAACCGCUCAACCCAUUUAGGCAAUCAGUUUUGGAAACUUUAAGAUAAGUCCCAUGGAGUUUUUUAUUUCUCCCCUUAAAUAUUGGAAAAAGACUGAUUGAGAACGUUUGGAUUAUGAAACAGCCAUACUUGUCUUUUAAACUGGUUCAUUGAAAUGUGACGAUGAUGAAAAGGGGGGAGGUCACCUGUCUGUCACACACCGGUCCAAACUGUCACAAUCCAAAGGAUGGUGUAGUUCAACUUAAACCUGAAUGAAGUGGCCCUUCCAGCUGGUUUGGUGUUGAAUGAUCUCUGUGGGAGUGAAUCUGAUUGGCUGUGUGUACACUCAUUAAAUACAUGCUGGUGUAACUCAGGUUCUAUAAACACACUGGUUUGGUUUUAACAUUUUAAUGGAAAAGGUUGGUUUAAAGAAAUAACCUGUUUGUUUCAAGACAGUCAUUUUAAUAUAUUUUUACGUUCAGUAUGUAAUUCAACACAUUUUGAGAGUCUACCGUAAAUUUUCAAAUCGAGGCGUGGGCCGUUAUUACCUCAAUGGCAGAGAGAAGCAGAUCUUUAGAACGGGCUUAUAUUAGAGAAAGUCUUAUUCCUGAUUUCCCCUGACUCCCAGUUAACCGUAGCGUCUACUACACACUUGUUAGCUGAAUGGUAUUCAGUUAGUUGCCAUCUGCAUCUUUAGUGCUCGAUCCUACACACUGGACCUUCAAUGCAAACCUUAAACUUCCUCCACUUUCACCUUUUUGUCUUGAUGUCUACAGCACUAAUUCCAUCAAUGCAACGACUUCCCAACUGUCAGAAGUGUUUCUUUUCAUUGACCGCAGCCUUAUGUUGGUCAGGAACAACUGAAACUUUUAUGUGUUUAUGGUGACCAUGCCUCUGCCAUUAUAUGAUUUUAUGAGAAUUUACAGUAAUUUUAACAGCAGUUAAAGGGGCCUGGCUGUGGGUUUUUUUCCAUAGUCUGACAAAGUCUCAAUUAGUAAAAGAGCUACAAAAUAAAACCAUCUUCUGUUGUUUAGUGAAGACAGGUAGUUGUGGUUACACUGGAGAAAAUGUUUUUCUAAAUGUUUCUAUAGAGCAAAGAUAUUAAUUGUUACUUUUUUCACAUUCCCAAAGUGGUUGACGUACGUUGGUUGUUUAGUUGAGGAGGUUCUGUUUAGGUUUUAUUUUCUUCUACAUUGCUUUUUAAACAAUUUAAUACAAACAAUUCUGCUUUCAUCAUAAAGAGCUUGUUAGUAGCUUGUGGAUGCAAUUUGGAGUGACUGACUUCUGAAAUCCUUCAGGAAACCCUGAUAGAAGUCAGUUAUUAGUGAGCAAUAAGUCACUUAAGGAUUAUGUGCACUUUAAUGCCAAACGUUUUUUGUUUUUGUUUUUUUAUUUGUCCUCAGACUUAAUGAAGAUACAUAGCAGUUUUAGUUUUCAUCAUCUUGUUUUACUGGUUAUUCCUGAAGCUAUCAACUAUUUGUUGGAUUCAGUUUCAUUUGGGCUUCCAACUUGAGAAAGUCCACUAGUCAAAUGUCAGGCAAAGCAGAGUGGAAAGAAUAUAUAAUGUCGCAUGCAAUAGUACAUUAGAAGCAAUAUUUGUUAUUUCUAAAGGUCUUACUACUUUUUAAUGGAGGGCAGAUGGGCAAAGCAAACUUGUUGCUCAGUGAUAACACUGAUGUCCAGUGCGAGCUGUGAGGAACUAUGUAUAUAUGUAGAGCUUCUGACAGGAUGCUGGUGGGUUGAGGCAGCACAUCUUCCACUGCUUGCAUUUUCACCUGUUUGACAGUAGGAAUAUUCACAUUUCCUGGUGGUUAUGUUGGAAAAGCUAGAUGCUGGUUGCAAAUGUCUAUAAGAUUCAAACACAGCAGUCAGUGAGUUUUGUUUUUCACCCUUUUUUUUUACAAUCUUUUUUUAUUUAUGGCAUAUUUUUAUCUUAAUAAUCUCUAUCUAUCAUUCCUGAAAACAUUCUGUAUACCCCAUAGUUGCAUAAAGCUUAGCGUCUUUUGUUCUCCCUCCACACCCCAAACAUCAUGGGUAACCCUAGUUCAAACCAGCAGCUUUAAGACCUGGGCACACCAGCAUUUAAAACAGUGAAAGUUUGCUGCAAUUUCAACCAAUUGCAAUGGAAUCGACCUGAUUCGUAAAUUAGCUAACAGGGCUGUGGUAAAUCUGCGCAAAUUUACACUUCCAUUUUGGUGAACCUAGACCAACAAAUUUGUGCCAUUGACCAAUAGCAAACCCUUUUGACAGUGCUGACCUUUGACGGGGAACAGAGUCCAAGUAGCAGCUAGUACUGUCAUUACGCCACCAAGACUCUACAACCAAGAUCUUUUGUUUUUCGGCUUAAUUACCUCCAAGCUGUUGUUCUAUUACUGAUAUUUGACAGAGAAGACUGUUGCAUGCAAGAUGUAAUAUUCUUCUAUGUAACAGUCUCCAUUGUUGCCUUCACAGUCCUCUCUUUCCAACCUUUAGAAUAUGACACACCAACUGGUGUCACGGUUUGCACUUCAGCUCAAGAAAAACCUGCUAUUUUUUAGUUCCAAUUGGGAACCACUUUUUCAGGUUCCAAACCAACUUAUUUUUGGUUGAAAUGCUCCAAAUGGCUCGAAAUUAGGUGCUCGAGCCGAAACGUGUUGGUGGAACAGGGGUAUUUCAGUUGUAACCAGGCCUUUAGGGUGCCACAAUUCAGCUUGUUGAUGUUAUAAGGCAACAAUCAGUCUGAUCAACUACUGUGUCCAUCUAGGAUAAAGCUGUUAACAGAAAGAAGCCUGAGGUAGAAAAUCUGGAUCUUAAAAAAACAGCUAAAAUGAUCCUUUUUAGACCUUUAGUUUGAUACCAUCUCGGAAGAUCUUUCUUGAUACAACUGCAAAGAUGUUGCUUAGUAAAAAAAAAAAACUUACUUCUUAAAAGCUGGUAUUAAAAAAUGAGUAAAAGUGCGUAAGUUUAAGGUUAGUAAAAAAAAAAA
Messenger RNA from Morone saxatilis (striped sea-bass), 6433 nucleotides. Its product is annotated as xenotropic and polytropic retrovirus receptor 1 homolog. Bases 1 to 2070 code for a protein of 689 amino acids. Gene Ontology annotation, biological process: phosphate ion transport; cellular response to phosphate starvation. Gene Ontology annotation, cellular component: Golgi apparatus; plasma membrane; cytoplasm. Gene Ontology annotation, molecular function: inositol hexakisphosphate binding. The record is from RefSeq and is a predicted model, not a curated record. Lineage: Eukaryota; Metazoa; Chordata; Actinopteri; Moronidae. The transcript is spliced from 15 exons.